Messenger RNA from Erinaceus europaeus (western European hedgehog), 3269 nucleotides. It is a transcript of the gene EFNB3, whose product is annotated as ephrin B3. Gene Ontology annotation, cellular component: plasma membrane. The record is from RefSeq and is a predicted model, not a curated record. NCBI's taxonomy places the organism in Eukaryota, Metazoa, Chordata, Mammalia, Eulipotyphla, Erinaceidae. The transcript is spliced from 5 exons. Gene Ontology annotation, biological process: axon guidance; ephrin receptor signaling pathway. Gene Ontology annotation, molecular function: ephrin receptor binding. Bases 457 to 1485 code for a protein of 342 amino acids.
UCCAGUUUUUCCCUCCGCCAUGCUCUCCCCCUCCCCGCCUCUCCUUUAACUCCCCCUCCUGGGCUCGGGACUGGUUUCCUCCCUUAGCCCGCUGCCCUCAAUCCCAGCGAGGCUGGGGCUCCGGCUCCCCACCCCUUCCUCGCUCCCAGGCCGGGGCGCCCCAUGCCGCCCUCAGCCGCCCCCGGGCUCCCCCAGCCCCCUACUUAGGCCCGCCCACAGUCCCGGGGUGCUGGAGCGGGCCGGGGGCGCCUGCAUUUUGCCCCUGGGACGGCUCCCGCGCGCUGAGCGCUCCGUGUCCAGGGCGCGGGCAGGGCAGGAAGCGGGUCCGCGUGGGAGCUGCGGGCAUCAGCCGGCCGGGUGGUCGGGGCAGAAUAGCCCGCGCAGCCGAGGCAGCCACCCCAGGGGCUGCACGACUUUGGGGGAGUUGGUGCCCCGCCCCCAGGCCUUGGCGGGGUCAUGGGGACCCCCCAUUCUGGGCCGGGGGGCGUGCGAGUCGGGGCCCUGCUGCUGCUGGGUUUUUGGGGGCUGGUGUCUGGGCUCAGCCUGGAGCCUGUCUACUGGAAUUCAGCGAAUAAGAGGUUCCAGGCAGAGGGCGGUUAUGUUCUCUACCCUCAGAUUGGGGACCGGCUUGACCUGCUCUGUCCCCGGGCCCGGCCUCCAGGUCCCCACUCCUCUCCUAAUUACGAGUUCUACAAACUGUAUCUGGUAGGGGGUGCCCAGGGGCGGCGCUGUGAGGCACCCCCUGCCCCAAACCUCCUUCUCACUUGUGACCGACCAGACCUGGAUCUCCGUUUCACCAUCAAAUUCCAGGAGUAUAGCCCUAACCUCUGGGGCCAUGAGUUCCGUUCACACCACGAUUACUACAUAAUUGCCACAUCUGACGGAACCCGGGAAGGCCUGGAGAGUUUGCAAGGCGGCGUGUGCCUCACCAGAGGCAUGAAGGUGCUUCUUCGAGUGGGACAGAGUCCCCGAGGAGGGGCUUCCCCCCGAAAACCUGUGUCCGAGAUACCCAUGGAGCGAGACCGAGACCGGGGAGCAGCCCACAGUCUAGAGCCUGGGAAGGACAACGUUCCAGGUGACCCCACCAGCAAUGCAACCUCCAGGGGUGCUGAAGGCCCCCUGCCCCCUCCCAGCAUGCCUGCAGUGGCCGGGGCAGCAGGGGGGCUGGCGCUGCUCUUGCUGGGCGUGGCAGGGGCUGGGGGUGCCAUGUGUUGGCGGAGACGGCGGGCCAAGCCUUCGGAGAGUCGCCACCCUGGUCCUGGCUCCUUCGGGAGGGGAGGAUCUCUGGGCCUGGGGGGCGGAGGCGGGAUGGGACCUCGGGAGACCGAGCCUGGGGAGCUAGGGAUAGCUCUGCGGGGUGGUGGGGCUGCAGACCCCCCCUUCUGUCCCCAUUAUGAGAAGGUGAGUGGCGACUAUGGGCACCCUGUGUACAUCGUGCAGGAUGGGCCCCCUCAGAGCCCUCCAAACAUCUACUACAAGGUAUGAGGGCUCCUCCCACCUGACUCCUGGAUCCAGCCCUUCUCGGGGUGCUCCUCCAGUUUAAUUCAUGGUUUGAGAGACACCUCUAGCAUUUCCUUGGCCCCCUUUGCUCCUCCAACUCCUUUGCUCCUCCUGGCUGGUGCCCUCCUUCAUGUUUAGGAUUCCUUCCGGCUUCCUCCUUCCUGCCAUCCAGGUUGGCCCUGUGCACCCCUUUGUCUCCACAUUCCUAGGUCCUUUUGGGGGGUGGGCGGAGGCUAAGCCUUCUUUUCUGAUGUUGGUCCAGGGGUCCCGUUCGCCUCAUCCACAGAGAGCUAGGAGUGGGAACAGUCUGUCUUUGGUUGUCGCCUCUCCCUUUCUGCCUCUCACUGCUUUUCUCUUCUUGUCUCCUGUCUCUCUCUUGUCCUCUCUCUUUUCUGUCUCUAGGUCUGUUCCUCUCCCCAAGCACCCUCCUCCUCCCUCUCCUUUUACCCUCUUGGCUUCUUAUUCUGUGCCUCUCCCGGGUGGGGGCAUCAAAACAUUUUAUUUCCCCAGCUCCUGUCCUCUCUUCUGACCUCUCUGACCAACCACUCCCCUCAGUCUGCCAAAAACGGGGGCCUUGGGAGGAGGCUCUGGUACUCCACCCCAGCUAAGGGCAUGGGCAGCAGGGUCUCCUUCUCUGCCCUGCCCCAGGCCUCUACGUACUUACUCCAGCCAUUUGGGGUGGUGGGGUCAUGACAGCUACAAUGAGAAGAAGUGUCCCAUUUUUGUCCAGUGGCUGAUAGCAAGAUAUGAAUAAGCCUGUUGGGACACAUAUGGACUUUGAUGCUGAAUGGACCACUUGGGACAGGAGGUGACUUGCUCCAGACAAGAAGUAACCAGGCCUGGACAGAAGUGGCCUGGGAAGUGGCAGAAGCAGUACAGCAGGAACUGGAAGUGCCUUCAUCCAGGACAGGAAGUAGCACUUCUGAAAUAGGAAGUGGUCUGGCUGGAACUUGAAGUGGCCUAGUAGGGGGAGGAUCAGGGGUGGUGAAAGAUGGACGGUUCGUACUUGAUGGAGAAAUGAGGGCAGGAAGAACUUCCUGUUUCAGGAGGAAGCUGGAACUUGACUGACUGUAAGAAGAUAGGGUGGACUUGGGAGGAUUUUGCUAGUAUUUAGUGGCACUUCCCAGAAUCUCCCUUCCCUUGUUCUCUGUGCUGAUUUUAGGACAGCUAUGCUGACUGCCAUCUUACUGCGGCAGGCCCACUUUGUCUUGUUCUUCCCUCUCCAUAUCCUGAUAUGAUCUCUGUUGUUCAGCAGGACUACCCCAAGAACCCAUGUGCUGUCUCCCAGUAACCCAGACCGACGCUGUCUUGUUCAACAUAUCCUCAUUCCCUUCAAAUUCAACACAGCUCCCUUAGUGACCAAAAUGGUGGCUUACUGAUUGGUCUAGCUGACAGUGGUACUUAACAAUUGCUACUGUUUCCAUGGUGACCAGCUUAUACCUCGUCCUGCCUUCUAGUGUACCAUUGGGUGUUGCCUCAGUUUCCUCCCCAGCUCAGUUUCUUUAGAUCAGAGCUGCCCUUGGGCACCAAGGUGGCCACCUCAGUCACCAGCCAAGAUGGUUGCUUUGUCUACCAGAGGUUAAAUCAUCUCUCUGGUGCUGUAGUUCCCAGCUCCUUCCUGAUUUUUCUAAUUCCUUCCAGGGAACAGGAAGUUGAUAUUGCCAUGGGGGAGGUGGCGGGGUAUGGCCGUCACCUCAAUAGUUUUACUGUAAAAGGGAAAUUUGAACAAACAAACAACAACAAAAAAAGAAUAAAAAACUUCAAAAGUU